AUGUCCAGUACAGUUUUGGAACAUGGUGACACCUCAGCAUUGGGUGCUUCUCAGGAUGAAGAAACAUAUGAAAAUAUUAUGCCUGAGAAGCAAGAUUCAGUGUCGAAAACCCAAACACAAGUAAAGAAACAAAGAAGAUCCAGGGAUGGAAAACUCAGUGGCAAACUUAUCCGUCGCAUACAUGUAGAAGGAGAUGCUGAGAAAGCAUUUCUGAUGUUGAUUGAUGCUACAUACUCAGUUUCCUCAGCUUGGGAAAUAGCCUUUGUGGCAGUCACAAUAUCAGUUAUUGCCAAUGCCAUUCGUGCUCUUGAUGAAGUUCCAGAAGAAAGCCCUAUACUUGAGAAUGAAGAUUCAGUGCCAGAUACCCAAAUCAAAGUAGAAAAGCAAGUCACUUCUAGAGAAGAAGAACUCAAUAGGUCUCAGAUGAAGUUUGAUUCCUUUGCAGAGGACCUUAAGCAGCAGACAACUCUUGAUGAACCACCAAAAGGAAAUAUUAUGCCUCAGCAUGAAGAUUCAGUAUUAAAAACCCAAAUGAAAGUGAAGAAACAAAGUAUUUCUGGAGAGGAAAAACCCAAUACUCUUGAUGAAUCAUCAAACGGAAAUAUCAUACCUCAGUAUGCAGAUUCAGUAUUAAAAACCCAAAUGAAAGUGAAGAAACAAAGUACUUCCAGAGAGGAAAAACCCAAUACUACCGAAAAGAACAUUAUAGUGGCUGAAAAUCUGUUGCCUAUGCAUAAAGUUUUGAGUUCCAGAAGCCCAUCUCAAGCUGAGAAAGUUGAAGCUAUCAAAAGUGAGAAAGUGUACGAAAAUCUUUCACCUGAAGAUAAAAUUUUAAUCUCAAAACACCCACCUCAAAGUAUGAAGCUUGGAACUACUAGAAUAGAGGGACCAGAUAUUAAAGAUGAACCAGCCUCAGAACUUCCAAAUACAGCAGGAAAUCUUUCAUCAAUUAAUGACCUAAUCACCCAGUUAGAUUUAAACAAAGUGGUUGAAACUGAUAUAGCACACUUGACAGAUGCUGUUGGAAAAGAUGUAAUAAAGGAGGCACAAUUAAAGAGUCGACAAAGUGUCCAUUUAUUUAAAAACAUGGAUAUAGCAACACAUUAUCAAGAAUAUAUGUUAGCCAAGCAAAUCACGCCAAGUGCAUUCCCAACAAAAGUGAUCAAUUUAUCACCAUUUGAAUCACAAGAUAACUAUGAUUUUGAGUCACCCUAUGUGACUGAAUCUUCAAAACCAUUUGUAAAAUUAUCUAGGGAUGAGGCAAGCACUUCUAAAACACCCCAUCUUCCUUCACUGACAAAAGCACCUUCAGUGUGGCCAAAAAGUGUGACCUUAAGCCAAAAAGUUGUUGAAUUUUCAGAUAAUCUGCCUACUGUGAGAGCUACACCUAGACAAAAAGUGCAUACAGACAAGAUUGAAGUUAUGCAUCCUCAGGUAGAAAACAGCAUGGAUGAUAUUGUGUCCUUCUCAGAGUCCUAUUGGACAUUAGGGACAACCAUGACCAUUGUCCUUCAUAGGAGACGUUAA
Molecule: messenger RNA, 1527 nt
Organism: Orycteropus afer afer
Lineage: Eukaryota; Metazoa; Chordata; Mammalia; Tubulidentata; Orycteropodidae
Source: RefSeq, a predicted model, not a curated record